Purpureocillium takamizusanense is the source of this 2363-nucleotide messenger RNA. RefSeq names its product high affinity glucose transporter, variant 2. Gene Ontology annotation, biological process: carbohydrate transport; transmembrane transport. Gene Ontology annotation, molecular function: carbohydrate:proton symporter activity. Lineage: Eukaryota; Fungi; Ascomycota; Sordariomycetes; Hypocreales; Ophiocordycipitaceae. Gene Ontology annotation, cellular component: membrane. The record is from RefSeq and is a predicted model, not a curated record. The transcript is spliced from 2 exons. Bases 86 to 1723 code for a protein of 545 amino acids.
GAGCUUCGGCCCUGGACCUCUCACGACCUCUCUCAGGAGUCCGCUUCAAACGGAUCGCGCACGAACUCAAGGCCCCCAGAUCGCCAUGGUGAUUGGCAACAUCUACAUUAUCGCCGCCGUCUCCGUUGUCGGCGGCGGCCUCUUCGGCUUCGACAUCUCGUCGCUGUCCGCCCAGCUCGGCGAGCAGUCUUACAAAUGUUACUUCAACCAGGGCCCCGAUGGCCCGCCCUUCAACGACAAGCCGUACUGCAGCGGGCCGACGGCGAGCAACCAGGGCGGCAUCACUUCGUCCAUGGCUGCCGGCUCCUGGCUCGGCGCCAUCAUCUCGGGGCCCAUCUCUGAUCGCAUGGGCCGCAAGUAUUCCAUCAUGCUAGGCUGCAUCAUCUGGAUGAUUGGCUCCGCUAUCAUUUGCGCUUCUCAAAACAUCGGCAUGCUCGUCGCCGGCCGCAUCAUCAACGGCAUCUGCGUCGGUAUUGAGUCCGCCCAGGUCCCCGUCUACAUCGCCGAGAUCUCGCCUCCCUCCAAGCGCGGCCGCCUCAUCGGCAUGCAGCAAUGGGCCAUUACCUGGGGUAUCCUCAUCAUGUACUACAUCUCGUACGGCUGUUCCUACAUCGGCGAGCAGACGGCGGAUGGCUACAAGACCUCUUCAUUCCGGAUUCCCUGGGGUCUCCAGAUGAUCCCCGCCGUAUUCCUGUUCUUCAUGAUGAUGCUGCUGCCCGAGUCGCCCCGCUGGCUCGCCCGCAAGGACCGCUGGGAGGAUUGCCGCCAGGUCUUGACUCUAGUUCACGGCAAGGGCGACCCCAACCAUCCCUUCGUCGCCUUUGAGCUUCAGGACAUCAAGGACAUGUGCGAGUUUGAGCGCCGCCACUCCAACGUCACCUACCUCGACCUCUUUAAGCCGGCCAUGAUUAACCGCACGUUCAUCGGGCUCUUCACUCAGAUCUGGUCCCAGCUGACGGGCAUGAACGUCAUGAUGUAUUACAUAGCCAACGUCUUCUCCAUGGCCGGCUACAGCGGCAACUCGGGCCUUCUCUCCUCGUCCAUCACCUACGUCGUCAAUGUCCUCAUGACCAUUCCCGCUCUCCUAUGGGUUGACCGCUGGGGCCGUCGCCCGACGCUCAUGGUUGGCUCUAUACUCAUGGCGAUCUGGAUGUUCGCGGCCGGCGGUAUCCUCGCCUCCAAGGGCGUCGUCGUCGAGGGCGGCAUCGACGGCGUAGCCGCGCAGUCGAUGAGGGUCACGGGAGGUGCUGCCAAGGGCCUCAUCGCCGUCACUUACCUCUUUGUCGCCUCGUUCGCUCCAACGUGGGGCCCCGUCUCGUGGACGUACCCGCCGGAGCUAUACCCCCUGCGUCUCCGCGGCAAGGGCUGCGCCCUUGCCACCUCGGCCAACUGGGCCUUCAACACGGCGCUUGGCGAGUUCGUGCCCCCGGCCUUUGCCAACAUCAAGUGGAGGACUUACAUGAUCUUUGGCGUCUUCAACAUUGCCGCCUUCUUCCACGUCCUCUUCAUCUUCCCCGAGACGGCCGGCAAGACGCUCGAGGAGACGGAGGCCAUGUUCGAGGACCCCAACGGCUUCAAAUACCUGGGCACCCCGGCCUGGAAGACAAGCGUCGUCACCGCAUCGACGUCGCGCGUCGAGCACGGCGACCUCGAGGGCGCCAAGAAGGCCGUCGACAAGAUGGACCGCCACGAGGACGAGAAGCCCGCGGCCGACACCGCCUGAGCGCACGCCAGCAAGGCUCGCCGCGGACCGUCAGUGCCAAGCACACCGCAUUAAUGAUGUAUGUCCAUAUACCAUGGUGUUAUCUACCGUUGGAGGGGGUCGCUGCUAUCGUAUUGAGGGUUAGUCAGUCAUCAAUUGAUACCACUUUGCUGCGUGCUGCGAGUUGUCAGAAAGUGACGCGUCACAAUGCAUAUAGCGUGAGACGUGAGACGUGAUGAGUCGGCAUAUGAGCAGUGUCGCCUGCCAAAAUCUAGUGGGUGUACAGAACGUCGAACGUGGACCGUGUUUGCCGGCGGUCCACGCUGAACAGACGACGACUUACACGCAGGUGGAGGCACCGCCGAGCUGGGAUCUGACCCCGUGCGGGGGUGGAGAGCCGAUCCAAGCGGGGCGGGUGGCUGCGCGCUAGGACGCUAGGCACGUACCCUUGCCAAAUAGAAGCGGCAACUGAGAAGGGGGUGUCAGAUCAGGGUCAGGGUCAGUCAGGGUCAGUCAGGUCGGUGUGCGGGCAGACGGGGGCGGGCGCUUGGCUCAGCCUGCCUGCCCGCCAGCCGCCCGCGCCUCGUGACAGCGGCGGCCCAGAGACACGCGCUCUGACUACGUACCUGUGUCGCGGCCGGCUCUCUCACGGAGAGGGGGG